AUGGCAUCAUCACAGCCUCUUCCUUCUACCCGCCGUAUUGUGACGGCACAUAACGACGAUGGAAAGCAAUUGUCAGAUACGACAGUCGAUAGCCUACCACCCGAUGUCAACACCACCGAGGACCGAGGACUCGCUGCAACAGGUCUCAGCAAUAACGGCACCAUUGUGCGCAUUGUCGACUUUCCGCCCAAAUCCACGGGCCUGAUGCAUCGCUCCAUGACCCUCGACUAUGUAUACGUUUUGCAGGGCGAGGUCAUCUUGGCGCUCGACGAUGGGUCCGCUACCGUGGUCAAGGCCAACCAGACAGUGGUGCAGCAGGCCACAAUGCACAGAUGGGACAAUGCGACGGACGAGUGGGCUCGCAUGCUUGUCGUCUUGAUUGCCUCCAAGAAGCCCGUGGUCAAUGGCACUGUUUUGGAUAAAGAUGUUCCAUUUAAUGUCUAG
Messenger RNA from Pestalotiopsis fici W106-1, 444 nucleotides. RefSeq lists its product as uncharacterized. The transcript is spliced from 2 exons. The coding region runs from base 1 to 444 and encodes 147 amino acids. Lineage: Eukaryota; Fungi; Ascomycota; Sordariomycetes; Amphisphaeriales; Sporocadaceae. The record is from RefSeq and is a predicted model, not a curated record.